Seminavis robusta is the source of this 1561-nucleotide messenger RNA. Lineage: Eukaryota; Bacillariophyta; Bacillariophyceae; Naviculales; Naviculaceae. The record is from the annotation of a GenBank genome assembly.
CAGCCUCGGGAGCAGAAGAUGUGCACAACGGCAAAUUCGAAAGACCAGAAAACCAGAACAAACACCUUCUUCUUCAUCAUCCUGAUGGCACUAUUCCGAUCAAGGUCCUCUGAUUGCUCUCAUCACUACCAGGUAUGGCCAAUGAACCUAUGCUAAAGAGAGUUCCCUUACAUAUACAAUGAGACUACAGUAUGUGCUGCUUCUGGAGAUCCUUCUCUUGACACCACCGACGGCCUUGGCCUCCUUUACUCAUUUCUAUCAUCGGCUGCAAUCCCACCAAGAAGUCAUCCUUCCUGCUACUACAUGUAGAGGGGCAUUCCUACCCACAGCCACAACACCAUGUACAGUGCUAUCGGCAUUUCCCAACCUAUUUGCCAAUGGUGAAGACCCGCACGCUCAAAAGCUACGGGAACUGAGCAGCCGGUUACAAGGUCUUCAGGAAGAUCAAGCCGCCAAGGAAGACGGCUAUCAAGCCAGAAUUCGAACCAUUGUGGAAGAAAUGGGUCAAAGAGAAAAAGACUUGCUGGAGAAAAUCCAGUACUUUGCCAAUCAACUUCAGCAAUAUCGGUUCGAUGCACAGAAAACACUGUUGGCGGCCAAGGAGGCAUCUUCGAAUAAGGAACGGAAAUUAGACCAAGAAAUUCGAACCUACCAAUUCAAACUGGCAUCGCUCCAAGAGGAUUAUCGCAAGGCACAAUCACUGGCGGGUCGACUCAAGGGAGAACGACGAGACUUGGAACGAGACUUACGCAAAUUACGCCAAACCUACCAACGAGAAUUAUCCUAUUGGGAAACACGGUACGAACGAGAACAAGAUAAACUCGUCAAGGAACAAGAAAAGAAUAGAGUCUUGCAAUCACAGGCUCAAGAAUCGGCAAAACAACGCGAAUUGGAGCGAUUGCAGGAUUAUCGAAACGCCGAACGCAAAAUUCAGACCGUCUACGAAACGCACCUAGGUCAAAUGGAGAAAUUGUUGGGAGAUGUCGCCGUCGAGGCGCAAAACAGUGUCGUGUACAUGCAAGAGCUCGAAGCCGAACGAUACAGUUUGCGCCAAUUGACGGUGCAAUCCUACAAAUUGCUAUCCACGCGCUUUUUGGCAAGUGCCGCCAAAGUAUUGCGCAAAAAGAGUAGUACGAAAGCGAAGGAAGAAGAAGGGGCGCUGAUUUGAGAGCGAGAAAGAUAUACAUCCAUCAAAAAAUGAUGAUAUCAUACCUUACCAAUCCACAGUCAGGGCUUCCAUACAACGUACGUGAGUGACAGUCUCGUGGUCUCAGCUGUCUUGGAGAGAAAAACAACACGACAACACUUGUUGAAGAUUGCUUGAAUGGAAUCUGCUGGGUUGCUUUUGGGACGUUUCGGUACCCCUUGUUCUUGACUUUGACAGGCUUUGCUAGGAUUCCAAAUCAUCGUGGGGAUACGUUCGUGGUCAUUGUUUACUUGGCGACAACCACAUAUCGUAUGUGUAUGGCAGCAGAGAAGAUCCUUUGCGACAACUGCCAUGGUGCACAAAAAGAUCGUAAUUUUGGAAGCUAAGUAGUGGUAGUUAGUUACUGUGACAUCU